ACUUCUUCCAACUUUUUUUCUCUCUUCUCCCACUUCUCAAGUCUCAACUUUUACAACAUCUAUCAUUACUACUACUAGUUCCUGAAAAGUCUCUAUACCGGAGACCUGUGGUUCUAGUCAUCAACGCUCAUCCGACGAGUCUAUUUGACUGAGAUUUUCAGCGACAAGAAAACCCCACCGGGCCGCUUCGUCGCUAAGGAACAAACCUUUUAACACCAAACCCCCACCGUCUUCAUUCGAUCACAGUCCGUUGCUGUGAUCACCCCUUAUACCUCCCGCAAUCAUGGCUUCCAACGACAAGGGUCUCGAGGAGAUCCCCGACAGCCAGAUCGAGUCUAACUACGAUGAGAUCACCGACUCCUUCGACUCUAUGGAGUUGAAGCCUGAGCUGCUUCGCGGUGUCUACGCCUACGGUUUCGAGCGUCCCUCUGCUAUUCAGCAGCGUGCCAUCCUGCCCAUCGUCAAGGGCAACGAUGUCAUCGCCCAGGCCCAGUCCGGUACUGGAAAGACCGCUACUUUCUCCAUCUCCGCUUUGCAAAAGCUCGACCCCAACGUCAAGGCUUGCCAGGCUCUGAUUGUCGCUCCUACCCGUGAAUUGGCCCAGCAGAUCCAGAAGGUCGUCAUCGCUAUCGGUGACUUCAUGAACAUCCAGUGCCACGCCUGCAUUGGUGGUACUGCUGUCCGUGAUGACAUGAACGCUCUCCGUGAGGGCCCUCAGAUCGUUGUCGGUACCCCCGGCCGUAUCCACGACAUGAUCCAGCGUCGUGUCCUCAAGACAGACCAGAUGAAGAUGUUCAUUCUCGACGAGGCCGAUGAGAUGUUGUCUCGUGGUUUCACCGAGCAAAUCUACGACAUCUUCCAGCUCCUUCCCCAGUCCACCCAGGUUGUCCUGCUCUCUGCCACCAUGCCCCAGGACGUUCUUGAGGUCACCACCAAGUUCAUGCGUGACCCAGUCCGUAUCCUGGUCAAGAAGCAGGAACUUACCCUCGAAGGUAUCAAGCAGUUCUACAUCGCUGUUGAGAAGGAGGAGUGGAAGCUUGACACCCUCUCCGAUCUCUACGAGACCGUCACCAUCACCCAGGCCGUCAUCUUCUGCAACACCCGCCGCAAGGUUGACUGGCUCACUGACAAGCUCACUGCCCGUGACUUCACUGUCUCCGCCAUGCACGGUGACAUGGAGCAGGCCCAGCGUGAUGUUAUCAUGAAGGAGUUCCGCUCUGGAUCCUCUCGUGUCCUCAUUGCCACUGACCUUCUGGCCCGUGGUAUCGAUGUCCAGCAGGUUUCCCUGGUCAUCAACUACGAUCUCCCCGCCAACCGUGAGAACUACAUUCACCGUAUCGGUCGUGGCGGUCGUUUCGGUCGUAAGGGUGUUGCUAUCAACUUCGUCACCGCUGACGAUGUCCGUAUGAUGCGUGAGAUUGAGCAGUUCUACAGCACCCAGAUUGAGGAGAUGCCCAUGAACGUUGCUGACCUCAUCUAAAUUCCCUGAUUUCCGAGCCACCUAAUGUCUUCGAUGCGGGUUACGAUUGCCGCUCCAAGGGCGAGUUGCGGUGGGAAAAGACAUGUUUUGAUCGUUGCAGCUUCUCUUGGUAAAGGAGGAUACCUUAAAAGUGGCUUUCUGUGUCUCCAGCAUUUUAUUUGUUAGCAGUAGCGGCGACAAUUGAGGAACUGUCGCUGAUUUACUGUUUCAUGGUUUCCUUUGUUCUGCUAUGCUUAUGGAGAUGCGACAUGUUUGUGCGAAUUUUUUAUGCUGUAAUUCAUGAUUGUCUCUUCUGGGAUUUCUUUCCACCUCUUUUCCUUUGUCCCUUUUCCUACUAUGCUCGACCAAAAAAAGCGAGCAAAAUGAUGAUUGCUCGUGGGGGCGUUCGUCCUCCAAUGAUUGGGUGGAUGAAUGUGAUACAUCUAUGGAUCUGGGAUGGUUGCUUAAAGUAUGGAGCACAAUAGACAAAGAGGUAAAUGCCAUUCCGUUUGGUUAACCCAGUCUUGAUGUCUCGCUGUAUAUGUAGGACGGGAGAAGUAGUUCUGAUACACAAUUUUCAUAACUCGCGGGCUUGUUCUCUCCCGUCCUCUGUGAUAAACAAGAGUCCUCCGUCUUUCGGAUUAU
Messenger RNA from Aspergillus nidulans FGSC A4, 2104 nucleotides. RefSeq names its product translation initiation factor tif1 (gene tif1). The transcript has 5 exons. NCBI's taxonomy places the organism in Eukaryota, Fungi, Ascomycota, Eurotiomycetes, Eurotiales, Aspergillaceae. Gene Ontology annotation, cellular component: cytoplasm. The record is from RefSeq and is a predicted model, not a curated record. Gene Ontology annotation, biological process: cytoplasmic translational initiation. Bases 284 to 1480 code for a protein of 398 amino acids. Gene Ontology annotation, molecular function: RNA helicase activity; nucleic acid binding; ATP hydrolysis activity.